AUGUCGACGAAUGUAUAAAUAAUCCCUGUCAUGUGAACGCGACAUGCGACAAUCAACCAGGAACAUUUGGCUGUAAUUGCAACACAGGCUUUUCUGGGAAUGGACGUACAAUUUGUAACGGUGCGUAAAAACAUCACUAAAUUGAAAUUAGACAUCAAUUUUAUUUAAACGACUCCAUAAUGUGUUUACUGACAAUGGCUCAGAAAACCGACACGUCAGACAAAAUAAAAUAAAAUUGGCUGCAAUGCGUGCUCAUUAACUCGAUUGAGCACGGCAAAAAAGCCCGGGACAUUUUUGCCUUUUUUUAGGAAGCAUUUUCUAGGGAAUUUUCCUAACAUUUUUUAUUGAUUUAAUCAGUAAAAUUUAAUAACAACGCUCAGCCACUUUGUUUUGAUAGAUAACUGAUUUAUUUUAAGGCAAAUCAUGUGCCAAGUGAAAAGCUUAGAUUAUAGUGAAUUGAAGGCAAAGUCGAGGAGUUUCGGUCAGCGGGACGACAAACACUUUUUCCUCUCCCAACUUGUGGGAUCAAGCCAAAUGAUGAAAAAAUCGUUUAUGUGAUUGAUAUAUAUCUUUUUACGAACAUUCUGAAUAAAGUGGUAGCGUUAUAUAAAACAGUUAGUUCAGUUUUAUAGUUUGAAUUUACACUUUAAUUAGUUUAGUCGACGUUUAUUCAAGUUGUGAUAUAUUUCACGGUAAUUAUGCAUUUAGAUGUGGUUGAAUGCAAUGAUCCUACGACAUGUGAUGCAAAUGCUCGAUGUGACAACACCAUAGGAAGCCAUUAUUGCACUUGCAACUUCGGUUAUUCAGGAAAUGGAAAAUCAUGCCAAGGUAAGCUCAGCCUAGAAAAUUCAAGACCAUAGCUGGAACUGGAAGACAGUUGCAUUGCAUAUAUACUCUCCGGGUUUCUUUAUUGUAUAUUUCUUAAUUUGAUAGUCUGCAGACAUAGGUACAUAUAUAUUUAUGAUCCUGAUAUAUAUAUAAUAUUUUAAAUCUCUUUUAAACACAGAUAUCGAUGAAUGUGUUGAUCCAUCAAGAUGUCCAGCAAACUCCACAUGCAGUAACUCACCUGGAACAUUUACAUGUACAUGUAAUAUUGGCUUUACGCCAGUGAGUGGCAGAUGUGACGGUACGUAAAGUUAAUUAUAAGACCGCAUAAACGCUCUCAGACGCCUCUGAGGGUUCAUUAAUUGAAGAGCUACCCGACGCGGGAACUUCUAGAGAAGAAGUAUGGGUGCAGUAUUAUAAACCCACUGUGUCUAAUGGCUAUGUGAUGUGAAUCAUGUUUCUCCUAAUGUAGCCAGUGGUACCGCCAAGGGGAAGGAAGCGAGCGCGGGACGAGAUGUUCAUCAGAAGUUGCGUAACUUCCCGCGCAUCUAUUAAUAGAAUCUACUGAACUUUGAUCUAAUAUAAAGCUCUAUGAUUAUAUUAUGCAUGUCCUCACACCGAAUUAAAUUGUCAAGUAUUCUGAAAUUUGAAUGUAGCAAAAGGUGAUUUAUUAAGAGCUUUACAUUUUCCUUUAAAUGCCUCCACAAUGCAGGAAAUCAGUGUCCUAGUUCAGAGACCCAAAUCUCUCAUUUUUCGGGGGAACGCGGUUCCACGCCCUUUUAGAAUUGUAGCUCGCUAAUUAUUAAGCUGCUCCCCCCUCCCCCCUCAAAAAUAACUAAAAUCCUGACAGCACCACUGAAUGUAACAUGACUGCAUGUAUAUGUUUAAAUUUGCAAUAUUUUAAUCUUGUUUCUAAAACUUUCACCUUUGUGGUUCAUAAUUUAUUUCUUACUUAUAUUACAAUAUUUUAAACCACAACAAAUACGCGGUAGCAGAAAGAAGUAUAUUUCGUGGCGAACGCUUUUCCGCAACAAAAUAACAAUACAAUAACAAUAUAAUUUCCAAAUCAACACCUGCAUGAGCCGACGUUACACAUUCAUCGCCUUGCCGGUCAAAUCAAUUUGCGGUUCAUUUUAACACCACAUUAUUGUAUUUUGCAUUGGAGAGGCACAUUAGAAAGGCGAGCUCUUGUAGUCCGAUAGCUAGACGACGCGGUGUGUCUCGGCCUUAAGAGGGACUUAUUAAAGACGGGGCUUAUUAAUUAAAGUUAUGAUAUAGCACUGGGGAAAAAUGUGAAAUCCAUGCUAUGGGAUUUGCAAUUGCACCACUAAAUCCAUAGUAUAUCCAUGCUAUUUCGAUACUAUAUCCACAGUAUGGAAAUUACAAUUAUUAUGGAUAAUCAAAAUCCAUGCUAAUUCCAAUAAAGGUCCAUAAAAUUUCAUUACUAUGGAUUUUCAUUUUUUACCAGUGUAGAUUUUAUUUAACAGUACAAGUUCACGCCUGUGAACAUUGUAAUUUUCGCAGUCAAUUUCAUGCAAACUCAAAGAUUUGUGAAUUUGUUUUCACCUAAACUACUGUUCGAUACAUUUUAGUUGAACUUUUGGUUUUUCGUUUGGGUCUGACAAAAUGUCCGACCAACUGUGCAAUUUUUCUGACAUUCGAAUAUUCUGCUGACAAUACUUCGAUACAUUGUUUGCUUAUCACUUCCCGCACGAUCAAUCACAUUGCAUAACUAUUGGUUUUAAGCAGUCUAUACGACCCAUGCAUCAACCGAAACGUUCUUGCUCCCGAGUGCUAACAACGUUUCAAAAAUGUUCUACUUCAUGACUACUAUAAAUUUGUAACUUUAUUAUGUUGCUUGUCACAGCAAAUUGAAAAUGUUUUGUAUUUCUUCUAAUCAAAUAAUAUAUUUUUAAUUUAUUUGAUCAGUCGAAAUGUCGAUACAGAAUAAUAUUAACAGGUCAUUUAGUGUUUUUGUUCCGUUAUUAUCCACAAUGACCUUUAGCUUCUGUGGGUAAUGAUGCUCUUUUAAUUAAAAUUUUAGACAUAAAUGAAUGCAGUAGAGAUCCGUGUACAGAAGAUGGUGCU
Paramuricea clavata is the source of this 2913-nucleotide messenger RNA. The record is from the annotation of a GenBank genome assembly. Lineage: Eukaryota; Metazoa; Cnidaria; Anthozoa; Malacalcyonacea; Plexauridae.